Messenger RNA from Jatropha curcas, 3543 nucleotides. RefSeq names its product phototropin 1 (gene PHOT1). The record is from RefSeq and is a predicted model, not a curated record. Gene Ontology annotation, biological process: protein phosphorylation. Lineage: Eukaryota; Viridiplantae; Streptophyta; Magnoliopsida; Malpighiales; Euphorbiaceae. Gene Ontology annotation, molecular function: ATP binding; protein kinase activity.
CAAACCUCCUCCCCAAUAUAUUUGCCUUCUUCUCUAAUAAUUCUGCUUUCUCUGUUGUUUUGUUGUUUUUCUUUCUUUCAUCUUUUAUUUGCCAACCCAUUUCCAGUCUUUACAACUUUCAUCAUGGCAUAGAAAUACGAGAAGAAGCCAUGUGAAUUAGGUGUAAAAGAAUGGGAGAUCGCCAAACUUUUUCUAUAAUAAGAUAGACCUCAAUCAGCAGAAGAGACAUCAGCUUAUUGCUUCACUCUUAAGGAGAUAUGGAAUCCACUGCUAAAUCAUCCAACAAGCAGUCAUCCAUGAUACCUCCCAUACCUAGAGAUUCUCGCGGAUCUCUAGAAGUAUUCAAUCCUUCGUCUUUUUCGACCCGACCCACUAAUCCUGCCUUUCGCUCGAACUCCGGUUGGCAAAGUUGGGUUGAGCAGCAACCGUAUGAAAGUCCAAGAUUUGAUCCAUCUACUGUAUCUUCUCACUCGGGCCAGACUGAAGAAAUUACAUCAUGGAUGGCUCUUAAGGAUACUAGUCCACUGCCUUCAGUACCACUAAUAUCAGAAUCCCAAGACGUUCCUGACGAAAGAUUAAGAACGGGUACUCCUACAGAACUAUCAGGAGAAGUUGGCAUUGCAGCAAAAAGGGCAGCAGAGUGGGGUCUAGUGCUAAAAACAGACACAGAAACGGGUAAACCGCAAGGGGUUGGAGUGAGGAAUUCAGGCGGGGAUGAACCCAAUACUAGUAAUAAAACGGGGACUUCAAGAAGAAACUCGAAUAAUUCAGUUCGGAGCUCCGGUGAGUUAUCGGAAGAUGAAGGAGGAAAUAAAGGAAUUCCUAGAGUGUCUGAAGACAUAAAAGAUGCAUUAUCCUCUUUCCAACAAACAUUUGUGGUAUCAGAUGCUACAAAACCUGAUUACCCAAUCAUGUAUGCAAGUGCUGGAUUCUUUAAAAUGACAGGAUAUACUUCUAAAGAGGUUGUAGGCAGGAAUUGUCGGUUUUUACAAGGAGCUGGUACAGACCCAGAAGAUGUGGCCAAAAUUAGAGAGGCAUUGCAACAAGGAAAUAGUUACUGUGGAAGAUUGUUGAAUUAUAAGAAAGAUGGGACACCAUUUUGGAACCUUCUCACAAUUUCUCCUAUUAAGGAUGAAUCUGGAAAAGUCCUCAAAUAUAUUGGAAUGCAGGUGGAGGUUAGCAAAUUCACAGAGGGGUCCAAGGACAAAACGUUGCGUCCAAACGGAUUGCCUGAAUCUUUGAUCAGAUAUGAUGCACGUCAAAAGGAAAUCGCAACAAGUGCAGUAACUGAACUUGUUCAAGCAGUGAAGAGACCUCGGGCACUUAGUGAAUCUACUAACCGUUCUUUAACGAGAAAAUCUGAAGGUGGUGAAGAAGAGGAAAGAAAACGAGCUGUAGGAAGACGAAAUUCAGAGAAUGUACCUUCAAAUAGAAGAAGAAAUAGUUCAAUGGAGCGAAUCACUGAGUUACCUGAAAAGAAACCAAGAAAAUCCAUACGCCUUUCUUUUAUGGGGCUGAUGAGGAAAAGUACUCAAUCAAAUGAUGAGAGCUCUAAUGAUGGUAUUAUUCUUAAUGAUGAUGAUGAUGAUGAUGAUGAUAACGAUGAUGGUGAUCUGGAGACUGAUGAUGAUGCUAGGCCAGAUAGCGUUGAUGAUAAAGUAAGGAAGAAGGAAAUGAGAAAGGGUAUUGAUCUUGCUACUACACUUGAACGUAUAGAGAAAAACUUUGUUAUUACUGAUCCAAGGCUGCCAGAUAAUCCCAUUAUAUUUGCCUCUGAUAGCUUCUUGGAGCUGACAGAGUACAGUCGCGAAGAAAUCUUGGGAAGAAAUUGCCGAUUUUUGCAAGGGCCUGAAACUGAUCCAGCUACUGUGAGGAAAAUAAGAGAGGCAAUUGAUAAUCAAACAGAUGUUACAGUGCAGCUGAUUAACUACACCAAGAGCGGAAAAAAAUUUUGGAACCUUUUCCAUUUGCAGCCUAUGCGUGAUCAGAAGGGAGACGUGCAAUAUUUCAUUGGAGUUCAACUAGAUGGAAGUGAGCAUGUUGAGCCGCGCGCAAAUUGUAUUCCGGAAGAAACUGCGAUAGAGAGUGAAAAACUGGUGAAAAAAACUGCAGAAAAUGUUGAUGAAGCACUAAGAGAACUUCCGGAUGCCAAUAUGACACCAGAAGAUUUAUGGGCAAACCAUUCGAAGGUUGUCUGUCCAAAACCUCAUAGAAAGGAUUCUCCUUCUUGGAAAGAAAUUCAAAAGAUUCUAGAUGAUGGAGAACAAAUAGGCCUAAAACAUUUUAGGCCUGUAAAGCCCUUGGGAUCUGGUGACACUGGCAGUGUUCAUUUAGUAGAAUUAUGUGGAACUGGUCAAUUUUUCGCCAUGAAAGCUAUGGACAAGAAUGUUAUGCUCAACAGAAAUAAGGUGCAUAGGGCUUGUGCAGAGAGGGAAAUUCUUAACAUGUUGGACCAUCCUUUCCUUCCAGCAUUAUAUGCUUCAUUUCAGACUAAAACACAUAUUUGUCUGAUAACUGAUUAUUGCCCCGGUGGAGAGCUGUUCAUGCUUUUGGACAGACAACCAACAAAAGUACUCAAAGAAGAUGCUGUGAGGUUCUACGCUGCAGAGGUAGUUGUUGCAUUGGAGUACCUUCACUGUCAAGGGAUAAUAUACAGAGAUUUGAAGCCUGAGAACGUCUUACUCCAGAGCAAUGGACAUGUAUCCUUGACCGAUUUCGAUCUAUCAUGUUUGACAUCCUGCAAACCACAGCUUUUAAUUCCAACUACAUAUGAAAAGAAAAAGAAGAAGCAGAAAAAGCAACAGCAGACUCCAGUCUUUAUGGCUGAACCUAUGAGAGCUUCCAAUUCUUUUGUUGGCACCGAAGAGUAUAUAGCUCCGGAAAUUAUAACUGGUGCAGGCCAUACUAGUGCAGUGGACUGGUGGGCUCUUGGAAUACUUCUAUAUGAAAUGCUUUAUGGAUAUACACCAUUUAGAGGAAAAACAAGGCAAAAGACUUUUGCCAAUGUUCUUCAUAAAGAUCUUAAAUUCCCAGGAAGUAGGCAGGUCAGUCUCCAAGCAAAGCAAUUAAUGUACAGGUUGUUGCACAAAGAUCCCAAAAGUAGAUUGGGUUCUCAUGAAGGAGCUAAUGAGAUCAAAAGGCAUCCAUUCUUCAAGGGUGUCAAUUGGGCAUUAGUUCGCUGCAUGAAACCUCCUGUUCUGGAAACUCCUCUAUCUCAGGCUGAAGCAGAAAAGGAACCUAAACUUGUGGAUCCUGAACUCCUCGACCUACAAACAAAUGUUUUCUAAAGAGAAUUUUUUUCCUUUAUUUUUUUUUUAAGGGAAGUAUGUUAUAUGAACUGCAUUUGGUAGAAGACGAUGAUAUAAUGUCAAAAGCUCAUCUCAUUUUUCCAAUGGAUUGAUCUAGAUUAUGUUUCACCAUUGAAAUUGAGUGUCCUGAUGGUGUUAUAUGUAAUAAUAUAACAUGCUUGAUGCUUGUAAUUUUGUGCAAGUAUAUGUGUUAAGUAUUGCUUGCUUUGAAGUAAUUUGUUAUUGAUUUAAUUUA